AUGAGGAGCGGGAAGGCCUCCUGCGCCCUGGAGACCGUCUGGGAGGACAAGCAGAAGUAUGAGGAAGCCGAGGGGCCCUUCCACGAGCACGAGGCUGUGCGAGCCACCGCCCCCGCCACCGCCCAGCAGCUCCUGGCCGCAGCCCCGGCUGUGAACGGGCCAGGCGGGGAGGAUGUGGAGGAGGCAGACGCCCCCGACGGCAGCAGGAGCGACCGCGGGAAGAGCCCCAACGGGAAGAAGCCCCUGCAGAAGAAGAGGAAGCGCUCCCCGAAGGGCUGGCUCAGCCAGGCGGACCUGGCCCUCGUGGGCCUCUCAGCCGACCACGUCUGGCUGGACAAGCCGCUUUUUGACCAGGCAGAGAGUUCCUACCACCAGAGGCUGGCAGACGUGGCUGCCCAGGCCCCCUGGGGUCCCUGCACCCAUGGAAGCCAGGUUGCCUGCCACCACGUGACCUGGGGCAUCUGGGUCAACAAGUCUUCCUUUGACCAGGCAGAGCGGGCGUUCGUGGAAUGGUCUCAGGCAUUGCUGCUGGCUGUAGAGGGGGGCGGCCAGCAGGCAGCUCCCGACACAGGCCAGCAGGCAGCCGCCCCGGACCUGCACCUCAUCCGCCAGCCCAGCCCUCCGGCCAACAACCAGCCCCCACUGGGCAGCCUGCAGGCGCUCGUGCAGGGGGUGUGGCUCGAGAAGCCGCGGUACGACGCAGCCGAGAGGGGCUUCUACGAGGCCAUGUUUGACGGCCACCCUCCUGGGAAGGUGCGCCUGCGGGAGCGGGCCGGCCAGGCUGAGGGCGCCAGGCGGGGCCGCAAAGACCGGCGGGGCCGCAGCGCAGUGGGAGGCAAGCGGCUGGAGCAGCGACGGGCCAACGGGGAGGCCCCCUCCGCCCUGCCCUACUGGUACUUCCUGCACAAGGAUGCCGAGGCCCCCUGGCUCAGCAAGCCCACCUACGACAGCGCUGAGUGCCGCCACCAUGCUGCUGAGGCCCUGCGCACGGCCUGGCGCCUCGAAGCCGCAUCCCUGGCCCGCCAACCCAGCGCCUGGUCUGGCCCUUCCGUGUCCAGCCUGAGAUCCAAGAAAAUGGCCACAAACUUCCUUGUGCACGAGAAGAUCUGGUUCGACAAGUUCAAGUACGACGAUGCAGAAAGGAGGUUCUACGAGCAGAUGAACGGGCCCGUGGCCGGCUCCUCACGCCAGGAGAACGGCGCCAGUGUGAUCCUCCGUGACAUCGCGAGAGCCAGAGAAAACAUCCAGAAGUCCCUCGCUGGGAGCUCGGGGCCUGGGGCCACCAGUGGGCCCAGUGGAGACCACAGUGAGCUGGUCGUCCGGAUUGCCAGCCUGGAAGUGGAGAACCAGAGCCUGCGAGGGGUGGUGCAGGAUCUGCAGCAGGCUGUCUCAAAGCUGGAGGCCCGGCUGAGCGCACUGGAGAAGAGCUCGCCAGCCCACCGAGCCACGGCCCCACAGACGCAGCACGUGUCUCCCAUGCGCCAAGUGGAGCCCCCUGCCAGGAAGGUGGCCACUGCCACGGAGGAUGACGAGGAUGAUGACAUCGACCUGUUUGGCAGCGACGAGGAGGAGGACAGGGAGGCGGCCCGGCUGCGGGAGGAGAGGCUGCGGCAGUACGCUGAGAAGAAGGCCAAAAAGCCUGCCCUGGUGGCCAAGUCCUCCAUCCUCCUGGAUGUCAAGCCUUGGGAUGACGAGACAGACAUGGCCCAGUUGGAGGCCUGUGUGCGCUCCAUCCAGAUGGACGGGCUGACGUGGGGGGGCUCCAAGCUGGUGCCGGUGGGCUACGGCAUCCACAAGCUACAGAUCCAGUGUGUGGUGGAGGACGACAAGGUGGGGACAGACCUGCUGGAAGAGGAGAUCACCAAGUUCCAGGAGCACGUGCAGAGCGUCGACGUUGCUGCUUUCAACAAGGUCUGAGCCUGGCAUUGGGCCUGUGUGUGUGAAGUCUUGCAGCCAAUAAAGACAGAUUCCAGCUCUC
Messenger RNA from Camelus dromedarius (Arabian camel), 1978 nucleotides. RefSeq names its product eukaryotic translation elongation factor 1 delta (gene EEF1D). The transcript has 8 exons. NCBI's taxonomy places the organism in Eukaryota, Metazoa, Chordata, Mammalia, Artiodactyla, Camelidae. The coding region runs from base 1 to 1917 and encodes 638 amino acids. Gene Ontology annotation, cellular component: eukaryotic translation elongation factor 1 complex; cytosol. Gene Ontology annotation, molecular function: guanyl-nucleotide exchange factor activity; translation elongation factor activity. Gene Ontology annotation, biological process: translational elongation. The record is from RefSeq and is a predicted model, not a curated record.